UCGCUGAGGUCAUAUCAGAAGACGCAAAAAGCUGCAGGAGCACUUUAAGGGGACACUUCAGGGAGGAGUUGGCGGGAGGAAAUACAGAGGCAUCUGGAGACCUUCCACUGUAGCAGGAGCCAAUGAAGGCCUGGGGGGUGCAAUGGGGUCUCCCUCUCAGGAUGCGGGUCCCCCCUCUUCUCCUCCUGCUCUUCCUCCUGCCCGGGACCCUGCGCGCAGCAGAGAGCCGGCCGUCCCUCCUGUACCACUUCACCGCCGUGUCCUCCCCUGCCCCCGGGGCUCCCGCCUUCUGGGUGUCGGGCUGGCUGGGUCCCCAGCAGUACCUGAGCUAUAACAACCUGCGAGCCCAGGCGGAGCCCUGCGGGGCUUGGGUCUGGGAAAACCAGGUGUCCUGGUAUUGGGAGAAAGAGACCACAGACCUGAGGAAGAAAGAGAAGCUCUUCCUGGACGCUUUCCAGGUCUUGACGGAAGAAGGUCCCCACACCCUGCAGGGUCUGCUGGGCUGCGAGCUGAACCCCGACAACACCUCCGUGCCCGUGGCCAAGUUCGCCCUGGACGGCGAGGACUUCAUGGAGUUCGACCUCAAGCUGGGCGCCUGGAAUGGGGACUGGCCUGAGGCCCUGGCCAUCGGUCAGAGGUGGGCACGGCAGGCUGACGCGGUCAACAAUGAGAAGACCUUUCUGCUCUACUCCUGUCCCCACAGGCUGCUGGGGCAUCUGGAGAGGGGCCGUGGGAACCUCGAGUGGAAGGAGCCGCCCUCCAUGCGCCUGAAGGCCCGACCGGGCAGCCCCGGCUUUUCUGUGCUCACGUGCAGUGCCUUCUCCUUCUACCCGCCGGAGCUGCAGCUGCGAUUUCUACGGAACGGGCUGGCAGCUGGCUCUGGCGAGGGCGACCUUGGCCCCAACGGCGACGGCUCCUUCUAUGCUUGGUCGUCGCUGACAGUCAAAAGCGGCGACGAAUACCACUACCGCUGCUGGGUGCAGCACGCGGGGCUGGCACAGCCCCUCACUGUGGAGCUGGAAUCACCAGCCAAGUCCCCGAUGCAAGUGGUUGGAAUCGUCGUCGGCGUCUUACUGCUCUUGGUGCUAGCUGCAGGAGGAGCGCUGCUGUGGUGGAGGAUGAGGAAGGGGCUGCCAGCCCCUUGGAUCUCUCUCCGUGGAGACGAUAUAGGGGCCCUCCUGCCUGCUCCUGGCCUGCCCAAGGAUGCUGACUCUUAGGAUCUAAAAUGCAUUCCCAGCAACUUCUUGACCCCCUCCCCCAGCCUGGCUGCCACCAGCUAAUGUAGUCAGGUUCCUUUCAUGCUGUGAGACCUCCUGGAAUCCUGGUAUUUCUGAGCCUCCAGAAGGAGUCCUGAGCCCGACGUCCUCCCUCUGGAUUCCUACUCCUGUGGUCUGCCUCAGUUUCCUCUCCUGAUAUGUAUGGCUCUCUUCCACCUCCAUGUAUAACAUGAAUUUGGGCCCGAA
This is a messenger RNA of Equus caballus (horse), 1463 nucleotides long. RefSeq names its product Fc gamma receptor and transporter (gene FCGRT). NCBI's taxonomy places the organism in Eukaryota, Metazoa, Chordata, Mammalia, Perissodactyla, Equidae. The record is from RefSeq and is a predicted model, not a curated record. Gene Ontology annotation, biological process: immune response. Gene Ontology annotation, cellular component: external side of plasma membrane. Gene Ontology annotation, molecular function: beta-2-microglobulin binding.